Molecule: messenger RNA, 1430 nt
Organism: Pelobates fuscus (common spadefoot toad)
Lineage: Eukaryota; Metazoa; Chordata; Amphibia; Anura; Pelobatidae
Gene: LCAT
Product: lecithin-cholesterol acyltransferase
Exons: 6
Coding region: 70-1362 (430 amino acids)
Biological process (GO): lipid metabolic process
Molecular function (GO): phosphatidylcholine-sterol O-acyltransferase activity
Source: RefSeq, a predicted model, not a curated record
AUUGCUAAUUGGUGGCUUCCCCUCCUUUAUGCUCUGUGUCCCACUGUGCAGCUAUCCUGAUAAGUCUGGAUGAAAGAAGCUAUGGAUCCCUAUUCUUCCCUUCCUCGAACCAUGCUGCUGAUGGUCUUAUUUAUUCAUUUUCAUCCCGUUAAAGGAUUUUGGCUUUUGAAUGUCUUGUUCCCUCCUAGCAGCACCCCUCAAGCUGCCUCAACCAACCAUACUCCACCUGUCGUGCUGGUACCCGGCUGCUUUGGAAACCAAUUGGAAGCAAAAGUAGACAAAGAAGAUGUUGUAAACUGGAUGUGCUAUCGAAAAACCGAUGAUUACUUCACAUUAUGGCUCAAUCUGAAUAUGUUCCUGCCUCUAGGAAUAGACUGCUGGGUAGAUAACAUCAGAGUUGUUUACAACAAAACCACAAGGAUAGCUUCAAAUGCUCCAGGAGUAGACAUUCAUGUUCCGGGCUUUGGGCAGACGCAUUCUGUGGAAUACCUAGACAAGGGCAAGUUAGCUGGCUACUUCCAUACCCUUGUGCAGAAUUUGGUAAAUAAUGGCUAUGUAAGAGAUCAGACUGUGCGUGGCGCUCCGUAUGAUUGGCGAAUUGCUCCCAAUGGACAGAAGGAAUACUUUGAGAAACUGAAAGGCCUGAUCGAGGAGAUGAGUGCCGAGUAUCACAAGCCUGUCUUUAUCAUUGGUCACAGUCUUGGAAGCCUCUAUCUGCUUUACUUCCUAAUCCACCAGCCCCAGCAAUGGAAAGACAAAUAUGUCCAAGGAUUUAUAUCCCUAGGGGCUCCAUGGGGGGGCGCUGUCAAACCACUGCUUGUUCUCAUGUCAGGUGAUGACCAUGGAAUUCCAAUGGUAUCGAAUUUCAAGAUCCGCGAGGAGCAACGUAUGACCACAACUAAUCCUUGGAUGCUACCUACCAACUUAGGAUGGCCAGAAGAACAUGUCUUCAUUUCUACUCCAUCAUAUAAUUACACCUAUCGAGACUACAAGAAGUUUUUCCAAGACAUUGAGUUCGAAGAUGGUUGGUAUAUGUGGGAAGACACAAAAGGUCUCCUGGAAGGCCUCCCACCACCUGGCGUAGAAGUGUAUUGUAUCUAUGGAACGGGACAUCCGACUGCUGAGACCUACUUUUAUGGAGAUGGUUUCCCCAAUGAGCCGCCUCUUGAGAUUCAUUAUUCGGAUGGGGACGACACUGUACACACUAGAAGCAUGGAGUUGUGUAAACGUUGGCACACACAGCAGAAAGAGAAAGUCCAUGUGUUUGAACUGAAAGGAAUUGAUCAUCUUAACAUAGUGUUCAGUAACAGGACAUUGAGUCUUCUCAAUGACAUUCUGCUGGGGAAUGAUGUCAUAGAUUAAAAAAACUGCACAAUACCUGUUUGACCCACAGUUCGAAUUACAAGCUAUUCAUUUGUGAUUAGGUAUAA